CGCGCCGGGCGCGCUGCGGGCGCGGGGCCCACCGCGCUGGGCAGCCCGGGACCCCCCGGCCCGGCCGCGGGCGCCUCCCCGCAGCGCCCAUAACUUACUCGGCGGGGACGGGGAGGCGGGAUCGCGCAGGCGGGGGACGCGCCCGGGGGCCGGGUCCCCACGCGCCAGCCUGACGGCCGCCCCGCGCAGCUCCCGCCGGCCCGCGCGCGGCUGCAGCGCUUGGCUCGCUCCGCGGCUGGCUCCGCGCGGCACGGGGCUGGGCGUCUCGGCAGAGGUGGGGGGCAGGUGGGAGCGGGGGGGGGCAGCGGAAGGACUGCCCGGCCGGACAGACGGACGUGCCUCCCCGCCCGGAGCGGGCGCCGGGCUCGGCCGCUCUCCGAGGUGCUGAAGCGCCGCGUCCAGCCCGCACGGACCCCGCGGUCGCUCUCCGAGGUGCUGAAGCGCCGCGUCCAGCCCCCUGCCCCGCGCCCGCCCACCCGGGAGCCCGCGGCUGGACCCCGAGCCCGGCGCGGCUGGACCCCGAGCCCUGCGCGGCUGGACUCCUGAGCCCGCCGCCGCUGGACCCUUGUGGAUUUUCUUUGGGGGUUGUUUUUUUUUUUUGGAGGGGGUUUUGCUUUUCGCAAUAGCUCUGGCUGGUUUUUCUAAGCGCCAACUUGAAACAUUUCCGUCCCCCCCUAACUCGUGGACUACAAAGCACAAGGACCCGGGAAAAUGUGCAGCUUUGAUACUCUGCGCCUCUACCUCUGGAAGACCAUUGUAUUCUUCAGCCUGGCGGCCUCCAUAGAGGCGGACGCCGCGCGCUCGACGCCCAAGGCCAUGUCGCCCUCGGACUUCCUGGACAAGCUCAUGGGACGGACGUCGGGGUAUGAUGCCCGGAUCAGGCCCAACUUUAAAGGGCCCCCCGUGAACGUCAGCUGCAACAUCUUCAUCAACAGUUUUGGCUCCAUCGCCGAGACCACCAUGGACUACAGGGUGAACAUCUUCCUGCGGCAGCAGUGGAACGACCCCCGGCUGGCCUACAACGAGUACCCCGACGACUCGCUGGACCUGGACCCCUCCAUGCUGGACUCCAUCUGGAAGCCUGACCUGUUCUUCGCCAACGAGAAGGGGGCGCACUUCCAUGAGAUCACCACCGACAACAAGCUGCUGCGCAUCUCGCGCAACGGGAACGUGCUCUACAGCAUCCGAAUCACACUGACGCUGGCCUGCCCCAUGGACCUGAAGAACUUCCCCAUGGACGUGCAGACGUGCAUCAUGCAGCUCGAGAGCUUCGGCUACACCAUGAACGACCUGAUCUUCGAGUGGCAGGAGCAGGGGGCCGUGCAGGUGGCCGACGGGCUCACGCUGCCCCAGUUCAUCCUCAAGGAGGAGAAGGACCUGCGCUACUGCACCAAGCACUACAACACGGGGAAGUUCACGUGCAUCGAGGCGCGCUUCCACCUGGAGCGGCAGAUGGGCUACUACCUGAUCCAGAUGUACAUCCCCAGCCUGCUCAUCGUCAUCCUCUCCUGGAUCUCCUUCUGGAUCAACAUGGACGCCGCACCCGCGCGCGUGGGGCUGGGCAUCACCACCGUGCUCACCAUGACCACGCAGAGCUCUGGCUCCCGCGCCUCCCUGCCCAAGGUGUCCUACGUGAAGGCCAUCGACAUCUGGAUGGCCGUGUGUCUGCUCUUCGUCUUCUCGGCCCUGCUCGAGUACGCGGCCGUCAACUUCGUGUCCCGACAGCACAAGGAACUGCUGCGUUUCCGGAGGAAGAGGAGGCACCACAAGGAGGAGGAGGCCGGGGAGGGCCGCUUCCACUUCUCGGCCUACGGGAUGGGCCCCGCGUGCCUGCAGGCCAAGGACGGCAUCUCGGUGAAGGGCCCCAACAGCAGCUCCGCCAACCCGCCGGCCCCCUCCAAGACCCCCGAGGAGAUGCGCAAGCUCUUCAUCCAGCGGGCCAAGAAGAUCGACAAGGUGUCGCGCAUCGGCUUCCCCAUGGCCUUCCUCAUCUUCAACAUGUUCUACUGGAUCAUCUACAAGAUCGUGCGCCGGGAGGACGUGCACAACCAGUGACAGGCGCGGCGCGGGGGCUGGGCGCACCCACCUGCUUGGCCCCGCCCCGCCCGGGCCCCCGCCCACCCGAGCUUGCUUGGCUGCGGCGUCACCCGCUUCCGACCCCACCCGACGCGCGCCUCCACGUCCCCUUGGUGGGCACGGGCAAGGGCGGGGGCCGGGCAGCAGGGGAGGGGGUGGGGUCCGUGCCCGGGCCCUCCCACCGAGUGCCCACGCAGCUGCUUGCACCGCCCCCCCCCCAGGUCCUCACGAUGACGGGCGAUAUGCAAUCUUUUUUACGGUCAGGAGAAGUAAUAACCAGACAAUAUGCAGGUAGAGUAUACACGGAUGCACUUUUUCAAAUGUCUAUUUUUUGGAGAAUUUCUUAGAACUGCAAGGGGGAGUGUUCGAGAGGUGGCAGGAGACGUGCCCAGGGUGCAAGUGACGCAUCGCUCAGAGGGAGGGGACAGGGCAGGAAGAGAGACAGCAGCAGAGAUAGGCAGAGACAGGCAAAGACAGCCGACAGAGACAGGCAGUCGGGCAGAGACGGGCAGAGACGGACAGAGAGACAGAGAGACAGAGAGACAGCAGGCAGAGACAGGGGCAGGCAGAGAGGUAGCAGGUAGAGGCAGGCAGCAGUGGAGUGAGUGCUGGCCAGGCGUCAUGUCCAAGGGCAGGAGAGAGGGGAGCUGGGGGUGGGGACGAGGUUCUGGAAGGUUCUCCCAGCCCACCGCUCUCCCCAGAUGCCCUCGGGAGGGAGCCGUGCCACAGCGUGCAAGCCGUGGUUCCCUCCUCCCGCGGGUCAUCAGAGCGAGCCCGCGGGCAGGAAAGAGCAUGGCGGGGCCCACAGGCAGGAGGGCCCCGGGAGGGGUGACCUGCAGCACUGGGAGCACGCGGCCGCCCUCUCCCUGGAGGCUGCCCCGUCCCGAGCGAGGGGGCACAGCCGGGGACACGGGGACGCCCGAGCCGCCCGCCAGCCCCCCGAGCAGCAGGAGACAGACCCGCGGCCCACCAGUGACCGCCCUCCACUGCGGCCGAGCCAGCAUGCGCCCGACCGCCUGCUGGGAAGCCAGGGGCCACAGGCUGGGGGCUGCUGCUGCCCCCAGCCCCCGACCAGUGGGAGGCGACUCCCACCGUCCCACCAGGCUGCUUCCUCCUCUGAGCCCCGAGACAAGCAGCCACGUCCGUCCUCACGCUGUGCCAGCAGGCGCAGGCCCAGGGGGCGGCCACGGCUGAGCCAGCAGCAGAGCCCUGCAUGUGCGGCACCUCCUGGGGACCCGCUGCCCCCUGCUCUCCGCCCCCGCCUCCCCGACCAUCACGUGCAUCGCCACGUGGACUCGGGUCCGCAGGUCCUCUUGGGGCCGGCCCAGCUCACCUCCGCCGAGGCUCCGCCCCGGCCUCCAGCUUCCGGCCAGGCUGCCCUCCGCGAAGCACCGGCUCCUCCCCUGCCCCCACCGGACGCCGCUCUGGCCCCGCCCAGCACCCCCACACUCGCCCACCGCCGGCCGGCCGGAGCCCACAAAGUGUCCCUGGCCCCCAGCUCCCCAAGUGGACUCUCCAGUGCUCAGCACCUCACCAGGCACCUGGACGCCAGGGUGGGCCUGCAGCCGGACACACCAGCUGCCCCAACUGCAAAUGUCCAGAGGGCCCCUGCCCGCUCCCGCCCAGCCGCACCAUCGCCUGCGCCCGACGGCUCCAGGGGCCCCUCCAGCAGCCCCCGCUGCCCUGCAGGAGCCGCCUCUGAGCCCCGAGGGGUCCUGUCCGGCCAGUGCUGGACGUCGGGACCGAGAGCCAGUGCCUGUCCCUCGGGCCUUCCACAGCUGCCCAGGGACUUCUGGGAUCUGUGGGUCUGACACACGUGGCUGGUUCUAACCCCGGAGCUGCGAGGCGCAGACAGACAGAGAGACGCCCUGUCCCUCCCACCACCGCUGGGGCAUCUGGCUCAGUUGUGCUGGGACGAAGCUGCUGCCAAGGGGCCCAGACACAGGGGCCACGUCUGACUGAGCUGCGGGAGCUCCGACCCCCCAUGCAGGCUCAGGGGCGCGACGGCCCAGACCCCAGGCCCGGCAGGAAGUCCAGUCGGUCCCCCAGAACCUGCCGCCGCUGCCCCCGGGCCUGCCCCGGGCUGGCCCACGCUGGGCUCUGAGCCGGGCCCCCGGGGUCAGCGCGGGGACCUGCCACAGGCAGCUGGGGGCAUGUGGCGUGAGCGAGUCCGGCAGGCCCUGGGCGGCCACCCUGUGGGGCUGGGCGGGGGUGCUGACGGCCGCCCACCACAGCAGAUGGCCAAAGGACCAAGGGCGGGACGAGCCGGCCGCCUCAGGGACACGGGGGCUACCUCGAGCUCGGCUUCCCACGAGGACGGCCAGCCCACCUCCCUGCAGCCGGGUCCCCUGCGCCCCCUCUCGGACAGGCGAGGGCGAGUGACCGUCCCCUCCCAGCCCAAGUCUCUGCAGUGGGACCAGGACAGUCCCGUGGGCUGAGAACCAAGACCACCGUGUCCCCGAGGGCCGCGCCCCCGACAGCCCCGACCCUGACACUGGUGCUCACGAGCCGCCCAUCUCGCCCGCUCCCACUCGGCCUGAGUCUACCUCAGGGGCGUCCCCGCAUGAUCCUGGCCCUGCCACGCCACAUGCCCCCCGCCCCGGCCUCGUCCGUGCGCAGGUGCCCAUGUCCCGCGGCCCAGCCAGGACACCAGAUGGCGUGGCCAGAGCCGCGGGGUACAGAGCUGCCUGGGAGACGCGGCCACUCGAAGCCAGAGCACAGCCCGGACAGUGGCAGGGCCGGCCCAGACCUCGGCAGCACUGGCCCCUGGGGACGCCCCCUGUGCUGACGCCGAAGUUCAAACACGUCCUGUUGGAAACAUGCUGCUGCGCUUGCUGAGGUCUGUGAAGCCACAUCUGGAUACACGCCAGCCGUGGCACGUGCCAACUGUGCUACACACCAACUGUGGCACACGCCAGCCAUGUACGCACCAACCAUGGUACACGCCAGCCGUGGCACGUGCCAACUGUGGCACACACCAACUGUGGCACACGCCAGCCAUGUACGCACCAACCAUGGCACACGCCAGCCAUGGUACGCACCAACUAUGGCACAUGCUAGCCGUGGUACGCACCAACCAUGGCACGCGCCAGCCGUGGUAUGUGCCAGCUGUGGUAUGCACCAGCCAUGGUACGUGCCAGCUGUGGUACAUGCCAACCGUGGUACGUGCCAGCUGUGGUACACGCCAACCGUGGCAUGUACCAGCUGCAUUGCCAGCCACCCAUGGUAUGCACUGUGCCAACAUGCUCCUCUUGGGAGGCACCCGCAGCGUGUGCCCGCAGGCCUAGGGCCAGCAGGGGGUCAGCCCUCAACACCGAUGCUGUCCACGGGGCGGGGUGGGGGGUUGCAGAGGGGAGGCUGAGGCAGGAAGGCAAGCCCCACACUGAUCCCGCCUCCCCUUCCUUCUGGGACAUGUGUGCCGACUCCUGUGCUCGGGGCAGGGGGUGGCUCCGGGGCCUCCGCAGACCCGGGACCCGUCACUCGUCCAACCCCAAGUCGUGGGCACCUCGAGAGCCUGCCCGCAACGCCCCAGGUGGGAAGGCCGCGCGCUGGGCCAGGGAGCCGAGGCCAGCCCUGUCCUCCGGAAACGUCCACACGACACUCAUGCGAAGGCUGAAGGCCGUCUGCCCCUCACGGGUCCCCUCCUCUCACCAUCGCCCUGGGCCUCCCUCGACCCCUUUUUUGCAUGGAGCCAAAGUUAUGGCAGUUAUUUUUGGCUUGUAAAAAAAAAAAUCUAUUUCUGCAGUUUGAAGACGGAAUGUAAAAUUUCUGUGACACAUGUAUAUAAAGAUAUAUUUAUUGAACCACC
Molecule: messenger RNA, 5884 nt
Organism: Sorex araneus (European shrew)
Lineage: Eukaryota; Metazoa; Chordata; Mammalia; Eulipotyphla; Soricidae
Gene: GLRA1
Product: glycine receptor alpha 1
Exons: 9
Coding region: 712-2055 (447 amino acids)
Biological process (GO): chloride transmembrane transport; chemical synaptic transmission; regulation of membrane potential
Cellular component (GO): synapse; postsynaptic membrane; plasma membrane
Molecular function (GO): transmembrane signaling receptor activity; extracellularly glycine-gated chloride channel activity; transmitter-gated monoatomic ion channel activity
Source: RefSeq, a predicted model, not a curated record